AUGUCUUUAAAUACUCGUAUAAAACGAAAAAAAGAACUUCGAGAAGAAUAUAUUGAACAAAAUGGAUUAAUAUUUCAACUACCUGAUGAAACACUUCUUUCAAUAUUUAAAUAUCUUACAAUAGAUGAACUUAUUCAUGCUGCUAGUAUUUGUAAAUGGUUUCGUCGUAUUGCUUAUGAUGAUGAAUUUUGGACAACAAUUGAUUUAACAUCAAAAGUCUAUUCAAAUCGUGUAUUAUUAAAAUUUUUACGUCGUUUUCCUCGUGAUUGUACAGAAGUAUUAAAAAUUUCUGGUGGAUUACAUCAUAAUAAUUCAGGUAAACCACCUCCAUAUACUGAACAAUUAAAUUCUUUAAUACAAAUAUCUUAUCCAAAUCUUCGUUAUUUAUAUUUAUCACAAUAUGAUUUUCAUAUUAAUCAAACUGCUAUUCGAAAUAUAACAUAUUUACCAUCAAAUCUUUAUGGUCUUUAUUUAAAUAAAUGUGAAAUGUUAACAACAAAUCUUUCAGGAGGAUUAAAUUUUUUACAAAUAUCACAAAAAUUUCAAAAAAAAAUUCCUUUUCAACAACUUCAAAUACUUUCAUUUGAAAAUUCAUCAUGUUUAAAAUCUGAAUCAAUUCAUUAUUUAAUUGAUUUAUGUCCAAAUUUAAUUGAAAUUAAUUUUAAUGGUUGUUUUCGUAUAAUACCAACAAGAAUAUUUAUUAAUACACUUAUUUCAUAUAGUAAUACACUUCGUCGACUUUAUUUAAGUGAAACACAAAUUACUGAUGAUACAAUUCAUUCUAUAUGUCGAAAAUUAAAACGUUUAAAUAUACUUAAUAUUAAAAAUUGUAAACAUAUUACAAAAAAUAUAGUCGAAAAUUUAUUAACAUUAAAACAAUUACAAAAAUUAAUAGCAAAUGAUGAUAUUCAAAAUUUUUAUAAUCAAAGAAAAAAUGAAGAAAAUUAA
Messenger RNA from Rotaria sordida, 948 nucleotides. NCBI's taxonomy places the organism in Eukaryota, Metazoa, Rotifera, Eurotatoria, Philodinida, Philodinidae. The record is from the annotation of a GenBank genome assembly.